Molecule: messenger RNA, 444 nt
Organism: Zootoca vivipara (common lizard)
Lineage: Eukaryota; Metazoa; Chordata; Lepidosauria; Squamata; Lacertidae
Gene: HIGD2A
Product: HIG1 hypoxia inducible domain family member 2A
Biological process (GO): mitochondrial respirasome assembly
Cellular component (GO): mitochondrion
Source: RefSeq, a predicted model, not a curated record
GAGCACUAUUGGGCUACGGUGGGCCCUGUGCGCCGCCUCGUUUGUACGGUAGCCGAAGAGGGUCAAAGCUUAGCGCGAAGCAGCCUGCCCGCCUUUCCCGUGGUGUGGCCUCCUCCUCCGUCGCCUGUUUGGCCAUGGCUCAGAGCGCGCCGCCGCCCUUCGACCCCAACAACCCGCCCUUGAUCGAGGGCUUCACGCCAACCUCCUACCACCCGGAGGAGGGGUUCGGGGAGAAGUUCCGGCGCAAGAUCCGCGAGAACCCGCUCGUGCCCAUAGGAUGCCUUGGCACAGCAGGGGUUUUGACCUAUGGACUCAUCUGCUUCAAGAAAGGAAAUACCCAGCAAUCCCAGAGGAUGAUGCGGGCACGUGUUCUAGCCCAGGGCUUCACUAUCGCAGCCAUAUUGGUGGGUGUGGUGGUUGCGGCAAUAAAACCAAAGAAGUGAA